CACACCAAUGAGUUGCUAGUUCGUUCAUUCGUUCCUUUCUUUCUGUGAUGCUGUGGAAGCGCGAGAUGGGUGUGCGGCCUGGAGCGGCUGAAAAGUCAAAAGCUGUGACUAUGACGCCACAGGAAGUGGAAGGUCAUUCCAAACAGAGUGCAGUACAGAGGCUGGCUAGUCUUCCCUUGGUGAGCUCCACCUGUCUCCUGCUGUCUGUUGUGUACUGUGCUGCUAAAGAGACUCACCCCUAUGUCAAGUCGCUGUGUGAGGCGACGGAGAGUGGCGUGAAGACCAUUGCUUCGCUGGCCGCCCCCAGCAUCACACCCGUUGUCAACAGGCUGCAGCCUCAAAUUGAUAGUGCAAAUGAUGUGGCCUGUAAAUGUCUGGAUAAGGUUGAAGAGGCCUUGCCAAUCCUUAACCAGCCCUUGGAGCAGGUUCUAGCAAAUCCCAGCGGUGUUCUGGCCCAAGCCAGAAAUGGACGGGUAGUGGUGGUUGAUGGUGCAAAGCAUACUCUGACGGUGGUGCUGAACAAGGCUGGUGUGAUGCUACAAGAGGCUGUGGGCCUCACCAAGGCUCUUGUGGAUGGGAGUGUGAAGGCUCUGUCGGGCAGUCCUGUGGUCCAUUUCAGCAGUGAGGCCUUCACUCUGGUGCUGGCAAAGUGUGAGACCCUGAUGGGUUUCUACCUGGGCCUACCUGAGGAACAGCUUGGGAAGGCUGAUGGAACAGUGAAAGACCCUGAGACAACCCCCAAAAAGCAGAGCAGUUGCAGGCUUCUGAGCUCUAUCUCCACAAGACUGCGGAAGAAACCAACCUGUCAGGAGGCUGCCAGAGACCAAGGCAACAAGGUCCACUCCAACAGUGGGGGAAGUGCAGUGAAGCAGCCAGUUCGUCGUGAAUUGCGGAACUCCCUGCCGAUGCCUGACUCUAAACAGCCCCAAUCCAGUAGAUGGGUCAAGAGAAGCCUUGUAUAUUAGCUCUGGUUCUUGCCAUCUUGUUUCCUGACUGUUUUUGGGGUAUUGUGAACCUUGUUUCACUUGUGCUUUUUACUGAUGUAUUUACCCCAAAUCAUAUCAGGCUUCUUGGAAUUCCCUAUGUAUCCUGUUGUGUAAUGGAUUACCUAAUUUUGUGCCUUCAAUUUGAAGUUAUUGUAACUUUUACUUUUCAUAAUAAAAAGCAUCCAAUUAUGUA
Molecule: messenger RNA, 1179 nt
Organism: Scleropages formosus (Asian bonytongue)
Lineage: Eukaryota; Metazoa; Chordata; Actinopteri; Osteoglossiformes; Osteoglossidae
Product: perilipin-2-like
Exons: 7
Coding region: 48-965 (305 amino acids)
Biological process (GO): positive regulation of triglyceride storage; lipid storage
Cellular component (GO): lipid droplet; cytosol
Source: RefSeq, a predicted model, not a curated record